AUGGUUACCCUCGACACGGUGCAGCAGUCCAACGGCCUCCUGGCGAGCCUGCCGCAGGCACAGGGCCUCGUUGCAGUAUUCAUCGGGGCCACCUCGGGCAUCGGCCAGAGCGCACUGGAACACUUCGCCAGAUCUACGACCGCCCCACAUAUCUACAGUACCGCACGCGCAAAGACUGUGGCUUCGCAUGAUGAAUUUCUGGAGACGCUGCGCCAGGAAAACCCCACCGGCACAUACACGCUGCUGACAGCCGAUGCGUCGCUCGUUUCGGAUAUUGACCAUGCCGUCGACGUCGUCCUAGAGAAUGAGACAAAAGUCGACCUUCUAUUCAUGUCGCCCGGGUUCUUCGCCUUCGAGGGCCGCAUCGACACAAAGGAGGGACUGGACCCAUCCAUGUCGACGCGUUACUACUCACGCCUGCGCGCCGUCCAGCGCCUGCUACCGCUGCUCAACGCCGCGCCCAGCCCACGUGUCGUCUCGGUGCUGGCUGCGGGCGAAGAGACUCCACUCAAUGAAGCCGAUUUAGACCUCCGCGAUUUGCAGAACUGGUCUAUGUGGAACGCUUCACGCCACGCCUGCACCAUGGGCACACUGGCGCUUGAGUAUAUCGCCCGUCUCAACCCGCACCUGAGCAUUGUACACGCACAUCCGGGCGCCGUGGCAACUCCUGGCCUGGCGCGCAGUAAUACAUUCGGCUUGAACCCGCCGAAUCCUAUGAGCCAGGACGAGGCUGGUCAGCGCGCUGUCUUCAACAGCACCAACGAUCGCUAUGCUGUGCAACCCGGCCUGGUUCCUGUGCCUGAGGGACUGGAGGUUGUGCCUAAGUCGGCUGGUGGUAUCUUCCUCGUUGGCCCUCUUGGAGAGAUCAAGGAUAGCGAGGCUGUGCUCGGUCCAAUGAGGGCGCGUGGUCUGGAUGAGACGGUGUGGAACUUCACGCUGGAUAUAUUUUCCACCUGCGCGGAGAAGGCUUAG
Molecule: messenger RNA, 972 nt
Organism: Penicillium vulpinum
Lineage: Eukaryota; Fungi; Ascomycota; Eurotiomycetes; Eurotiales; Aspergillaceae
Exons: 1
Coding region: 1-972 (323 amino acids)
Biological process (GO): secondary metabolic process
Source: RefSeq, a predicted model, not a curated record